AUGGGUUUGAAAAAGUGGCUCAGUCUCUCGACGUCGCAAGCGAUUGGACCCCACGGCAAAGACGACGACGACGCGGACGACGUCGUCGAGGCACACGCGUUCGCCCCGUCGCAGUCCCACCCCCAGCAACAACAACAACAACAACAGCAGCAGCAGCGGCGACAGCGACUGCAACAAGAGACGCCCCGUCGCCACACAGCGUGGGAGGCCCAACCCGAGAAGCGGCGCGGGCGUACCCAACACGUCCCGACGCGCUGCAGUGUCGUGCGUCGCGCGCGCCCGACGGACGCGUGGGACCGCACGCAGCGCGUCUGCCCCACGUCCAUGGACGGACGACACUGUCCAGAGACCGACUCGAUGUGGUCGAUGCACACGGCGCUGCAGUCUCCGCCUGUCGCGCAGCUGCUCGAGGCGGAAGACGACUCGGACGUGUCCAUUGGAGCAGACGACGACGACGACGACGACGACGACGACGGGUUCGUUCUGGCAAACGUUGUGGCUGCUGCAGUGCCUAUUGGUCUUUGGUCGAGGGCGCGAGAGGGCCUCGAAAAGAGGGACCAGAGCGACACGCGUCGGUUCUCGUGGAAGACCGUCUUGAGUCAAGCCGCAAAGACCGACGUGGGGACGACGCGCGUGGUGCCCCGAGGGGUGGAGCUUGAGAUUAGUGCCCCUGACGCAGUCAGUGGCACUGGCUCGUCGACACGGACGAUGGCUGCAUCGUCGGACCAGCAAGCGCGUGGCAAGCGCGCCCUGUACAAUUCCGACGUGGCGCUGCAGCCGCAGGACGACGAGAUGGGCGUCGUGAUGCACGGCUGGCUGGAAAAGUGCGGCCAGCAGUUCAAGACGUGGAAGUGGCGGUUCUUUGUGCUGCGGAAUGACGGCGUGCUGUCGUAUUAUACGGACGAGAGUCUCAAGAAACUAAAAGGGUCGAUCGACGUGCGAUGCGGGAGCAAUGCCGACGUGUCGGUGCAAACCAAUGCCAUGGACAAGGCGUUUGUCUUUCUCAUUGCAACGUCGCAGCGUCACCUCAUGAUCUCGGCACCGUCAAAGGUGAUGAUGAGCAAGUGGAUUGCCCGACUUCAUGCUGCAGGCGCCGUUCCUACCGAUGCGUGGGAUCCGCUCAACAAGACUGUCACGUUUUACGUGCACGACACAAAGAUGAACCACGAGUGGAAGCGCUGCGACGAUCCGACGUCGCAUAUUCACAUGGAAGGCUUUUUGCUCAAGAGGGGCCACGUGAACAAGAGCUGGAGAAAUCGCUUCUUUCGGAUCGAAAAGGGCGAGCUGCGGUAUUACACGGAGAAUCAGAACGUGCUCAAGGGGUCCGUGCCGCUAAAAGACACGAUCGUUAGUCCUGGUAUGGCGCAGUGCCCUGAUGGACGGAAGAACUACUUUGUGCUGACAUCCAAAGACGGCAAAUUCGAGAUGCACUUGAACGCACGGGACGAAAACUCGAUGCAUUUGUGGAUUGAAGCGCUGCAAGAAGCACAGACAGCGCUAAGCAGGAUGGCAGGUAGGAAGGGUACUGUGGCCGGCUUGUCUCUCGUGCUCAAGCGCGCAGAUGAGAUCCCUCUCGGCAAGAUCAGUGUGCUCUUCCGAAAGCCCGAAGAUCUCAAUAUUGAGAUGCAGAGACGCACAGAAGCUCUCAUUGUGGCGUACAGUCCGAACGAUUGCGCUGUUGCUGUCGGUAGCCAGCUCGUUUCGAUCGAAGGUCGCAGUAUCCUCCGCAAGACGUACACAGAAGCACGCAAGAGUCUGCGUGCGUCCUCGUUCCCGCUUCAGCUGGAGUUCCUCCUGCCGCCGUGUAAGCGUGGCGUGCUGAUCAAGAAGUCCCGCUCAGGCUUUGAGAACUGGAAGAAGCGUGUGGUCGUUGUUGCGAACGGCGCGAUUCGCUACUACAAGCAAGUGUUGUCACAGAAUGAAGGCAAGAAGGCUCCGGCUGAGCUCAAGCACCGCAAGUCCUUCUCGCUGUACGGCUGCUAUUUGAACCUGGUACAGAUGCCAGGACGCGAGAUGUGCAUUGUCGUUGCGCGGUCACCCUCAGACAAGCUGGUGUUGGAGACUCGCACGGAGGAAGAACGAAUGGAGUGGGCCAGUGUCAUCUACUGCAGUAUCCGCAUGGUCUCACAGGGCAUCACAUCGGGUCUUAUUGAGAAUUUACAGCUGGAAAAGCCACGAAGGUCAUCAGAGCGUGCAAAAGCCGCUGGACUCGAGAGCAAUCUCGAAGACCGCACUACGCAACGCAAGUACUAG
Messenger RNA from Hyaloperonospora brassicae, 2253 nucleotides. NCBI's taxonomy places the organism in Eukaryota, Oomycota, Peronosporomycetes, Peronosporales, Peronosporaceae. The record is from the annotation of a GenBank genome assembly.